AUGCGAACUUCCCAGAGACGAUCAUUGGCUUGUGUAGAAUGUACAAAGAGGAAAGUCAAGUGCGACAAGCAGGUGCCCUGUUCGCGAUGUAGCCGGCUACAACUGCAGUGUUACCGAGAAAAGGUCCGCCUAAAAAGGAGUGUUCUUCAGCACGAGAGUCAGAUCGAUUUCUUGAAUGAAAUCAUCACUGAUCUUGAGACCUCGGCGCAGCAACUCGUCCUGAGCACCACCAUUGGCAAACUGAAAGCACGUGUGCAACUUUUACAGUUUGGAGACGAGCAAAUCAGCCAGGGGUCCAGAGAGGGUACGCCAAUCGCACCCGUGUCAGAGACUUUGCCCGCCCAGACCCAUGAGCCCGAGAGCAAUCCGCGGGCUGUUCACCAUGAAGGUGAUCCCUCGCUCAUCACUGCCCUGGAACACCUGGCUUGGGGCAGAGUCUCUCGGAACUGUUUUCCCCACCGAACAUGUCGAUGCGAACACAGAAAACUCGCAUUACCAGGCGUGCAUAUCUCACAAGAGAUGGGGCUUCCAUUCGUCCCGGACAACCAGGAUGCGCGAAGCUUGAUUCAAUUUCAUCUACAACACCUUGCGUGGCAUCACAAUUGCCUCCAUGGGCCAACAUUCUCAGAACAAUGCGAAAACUUCUGGAUAUCGGGCGUGGUCGAUCAUCCGCUAUGGCUGGCCCUUUAUUUCUCGGUUUUGAGCGCCACCGUGUUUGCAAUCCAGAAUAGUCAAAAGUCCAAGAACCUGGUCGAGCUUGGAGACGACCUACCCCAGGCGCAGGAACUCUUCUCAAGCAUGACCAAUGUCCUGUUUCGGUUUCAAUUUCUCAGCGACCUGAACAUAUACUCGGCACAAGCGAUUGCGAUAUCAACCGAGGUAGCCCACAAUCUGGGGCAAAGCCAACUCAACGCCACCUUGUUCAAUGCCGCCGUGAGAAUUGCCGAAUGUCUAGGGCUGCAUAGAAUUGAGGAUACGGCGGAGGAAGAUUGGGCGACCAAAGCAGAACGUGAAACUGGAAAGAGGGUCUGGUGCCAAGUAACUAUUCAAGAUCAUUUCGCCAUCCCCUUUACCGAAUCGUAUACAAUAUCCCCAGGUCACGUCUCGACAACUUUUCCAUCAAAUGCGGAUGACCAUGAUCUCAUAGAUCAGCCGGAAAAUGUACCGACGGUCAGCAGUUAUGUACGAGUACUCUCCAAGAUGGCGUCUUUGAUGCCCGAGAUGCUCGAUGGCCUCGGUCCCGCCAAGAACGCCCGACCUCUCCAGGAGCAAUAUAUGCAUAUCUUGAGCAUCGACCGGCGCAUGAGGGAGACUGUCAAGACAUUUCCUUCUUUCUUCCUACGACAAGACUCGGAGAAGGAGAUACAUUUUCCAUGGCUUGGAGUCGCAAGAAAAAGUCUCGCGAUUACGGCUGCCGAAAAGAUCAUCAUGAUUCAUAGACCAUUUCUUUUCAGGUCAUUCCAAAUGCCACUAUACGCAUUUACCCGAAAAACGUGUACGGCAGCUGCUACGACUAUUUUGCGGGAACAUGAAGCACUAGUUGUGGCCGAUGAUCUCUCCAUCUGGACACAUACGGCGUUUUGCAUCACAGCAGCUGUCAUACUCUGCUUUGAAAUCUACCACGGGUCUGAAACGGACCCAACAUCGGCGGACAUCCACAGAGUGAACGUUUUAGCUACUCGAAGUCGCCUAGUCACCAGAACGAGCGAUCUCCUGGCACAGCGCGGAGUUGUCCUUAUCGACUCACUGCUGGAACAGCGCCAGAACAAUGCGAUUGCAGCUGGUGCCUCUAUGGUCGACUUUGACUACAUUGCGGCGGCUCUGUAUCCCAUGAAUGAUGGACAGGCCCAAAAGCACGGUAUCACCGCAAACGAAGCUACCGCAGCAGAUGCUGGCCAGUCUGGAGAUUUUCUCGCAGAUCAUGGAUACAUUGAUGCUGGAUUCGACUCAUGGUUCAACGAAAUGUUUCUCGAUACCAAUAUCUACUUUGAUUCAUAG
Molecule: messenger RNA, 1998 nt
Organism: Pestalotiopsis fici W106-1
Lineage: Eukaryota; Fungi; Ascomycota; Sordariomycetes; Amphisphaeriales; Sporocadaceae
Exons: 2
Coding region: 1-1998 (665 amino acids)
Biological process (GO): regulation of DNA-templated transcription
Molecular function (GO): zinc ion binding; DNA-binding transcription factor activity, RNA polymerase II-specific
Source: RefSeq, a predicted model, not a curated record